AUGUCUAAUCCAGGGUCAGAUGACGGUCGCAAUGGUGAAGAUAUAAGACCAUCGGGGUACCCUGAGAUUCUAGAUGACUUGAUCGACCCCAUCCUUCGUCAUCCAGAUCUCAAUCAACCCACACCUGCCUUCAUUCCACCCCUGUCUCCCCAAGAAGUUACUAUGGGUAACCUCGAAGGUGAGCUGCAAGAUCAGUCAGCCAGCAUCGGCAGUGAGGACACCAGUACGUGGCAGCAGGGUACUCUGCCUCCAGCAAGACCUCCCUUCAUGGCUCCUUCGGCUCCUGGUGGCGUGCUCGUUCGCAACAACGCUCACCACCAAGUCGGCCAAGGCCGUCAAGCAAUUCCCUUCGGUGACGGUACCUCAAGCAGUCUUCGCCCGACCACUCAGACCACUCAGACUGAGGACGAUUCGCGACCUACCAAGAAGCUGAAGCUCGAUAGCGACUCGCAAGAAGAGUAUCGCAACGCGCAAUCCACCAACUUCCAUCCCAAUCGAUCAGCCUACCCUCCGCCGCGCUACUUAGACUACCAGCCCCAGAGCGUAUUCAGCAACGCGUAUCCUCCACCUCCAUCUUCCGCGCAUGGUCCUCCCCAAGAUGGCCCUGGUCAUGUACCGAAUGGCAACAGCAACCCAACGCGCCGUCCUCUGGUUGACAUCACAAAUGCAACAGCUGAUGCCGACCAAGCCGCCUCUCCGCAGCCAAUAGAUCGUCCUGGUAAUACCCACACUGUGCCACCGACUGAUCCCGGUAAUCAUGCUGUGAGAUAUGGACUCCACUACAUGACCACUCGCUCCGAGAUGCUGUUCGCCUCUGCUGGGGACCUGCAACGAUAUGUUCAGCGCCAGAACGAGCUCCGCCAAAUGUUAGGCAUGACUAGCUCCUUGCAGUCCUCCUGGCACCAAGGCCAUGUUGUCAACGGAAGACUUGUUGAUAGCAACGGAACACCAGUCGAUGUUGACGACAACGGCUGCACUGCUCCAGCAUCCAAUGAGACUGGCACCAAAGAGUCGAAGCCUGUGAAGCGCAAGCGCCAGAGCAGCACAAUCAAGAAGGAGACCAAGAAGACCAAGUCGCAGAUCAAGAAGAAGCCCAACGCCACCAGUGGUCCUCGUCGACAGUCCACCAAGGCUAAAGGCUCAACAGGUUCCCGGUCGCAGAUCGGCGACUUUCCAGGCUUUCUUCCCAGAACCGCGACAGUCCCAGGGGAUCUCGCCGAAGAUGGCAUGCCUCGUGGUCUCAACUUGUAUGAGAUCUGUCAGCGUUAUCCCAACCACUUGUGGUAUGACGUCUUCGAUCCUUUCCUGCAGCGCCAGUGGUCUGCCAAGGAAAUCUUUCACAGUAUGCCUCAGUCGGUGAUUGAUAACGUCCUUAAGCGUCGCGAGGGUGCCCCUUCAGGAAACUCUCCGGAGAUGUUCUUAACCAAGCGCAGAUCCACACGGUACCAUCAACUGCAGGAGCCCGAGAACCAUGAGCGUUGGAACAAGCUCAUUCGUCCAACCAUUGGCGACCACCCUACCUUCUUGCGAGGGGAUGGCAGGCCCGAUGAUCUGAAGCGCUACUCGAGCGCGACUAGGGGAGCGAACUAA
Cyphellophora attinorum is the source of this 1590-nucleotide messenger RNA. RefSeq lists its product as uncharacterized. The record is from RefSeq and is a predicted model, not a curated record. The transcript has 4 exons. Bases 1 to 1590 code for a protein of 529 amino acids. NCBI's taxonomy places the organism in Eukaryota, Fungi, Ascomycota, Eurotiomycetes, Chaetothyriales, Cyphellophoraceae.